CGUGUAAACAGUAAACAAUUCAAAAAGACUACAAUACUGAGUUAUAGAAUCUAGAUCUAGAUAUUGAUCUAGUUAUAAAUUAUAUAAUAGGAUGAGUUUUAGAGGGCGAGGUGGACGUGGUGGUGGAGGGGGUUUUCGUGGUGGUCGAGGAGGCGGUCGUGGUCGCGGAGGAGGUGGGUUUGGCAACAGAUGGCAAGAUCAAGGUCCGCCAGAGGAAGUAAUGGAAAUUGGGUACAUGACCCAUACAUGUGAAGAAGAUUUAGUUCUUAAAUGCACAAGUGACAAGGUUCCCUACUUCAACGCACCUAUUUAUCUAAAGAAUAAAGAGCAAAUAGGAAAAGUAGAUGAAAUCUUUGGACCUAUAAAAGAUUUUUUUUUUUCUGUGAAAUUAUCUGAAAAUAUGAAGGCAACCUCUUUUGAAAAGGCAGCUAAGUUUUACAUUGAUCCUGCAAAACUUUUACCACUAGCCAGGUUUUUAGCCAAACCUGCGGGUCCAAGAGGUGCUGGAAAGAGAGGAGGUGGUGGCAGAGGUGGCUUUGACAGAGGUAGAGGUGGACGGGGUGGAUUUGAUCGAGGCAGAGGGGGGCGUGGUGGAUUUGACAGAGGACGUGGUGGCAGGGGUGGAUUUGGUCGUGGUGGUGGUGACAGGGGAGGAAGGGGUGGCUUUAACAGGGGUGGAGGUAAUCGAGGAGGUUUCAACAGCAGCUUUGGUAAUAGAUAGUUUGUGGCUUUGGUAAUAAACAGUUUUGGAUGCAUGAUCAUGGUGUGAGUGUGUGUGAAUGUUAUAUUUUUAUGUACAUCAUACGUUUUUUUAAUGCUGAGCAAUCCUUCAAACAUACUUUGUUUCACAAGGGUGGCCAAAUUAUAAUUUUGUGACAUGUUACUGUUAAUUAAAUAUCUGAUAAGGAAUUUGUCUGGUAAUAGUUUUUAUCCUAGAUAACAGAUGUAUAAUGAUAUGAAAGAUUGGUUUUAAGUGAUUGUUAAAAUGCUUGUUCCAUUCAUUUGUAAAUACUCACAUUCAUAUUCCUGUCAUCUUGCAAGA
This is a messenger RNA of Physella acuta, 1042 nucleotides long. Its product is annotated as H/ACA ribonucleoprotein complex subunit 1. The record is from RefSeq and is a predicted model, not a curated record. Gene Ontology annotation, biological process: ribosome biogenesis; snoRNA guided rRNA pseudouridine synthesis. Gene Ontology annotation, molecular function: box H/ACA snoRNA binding. Gene Ontology annotation, cellular component: box H/ACA snoRNP complex. NCBI's taxonomy places the organism in Eukaryota, Metazoa, Mollusca, Gastropoda, Physidae.